GCAUGCAUUUACUGUCAAGGAUGUCUAGUUCAUUCUUCCUCGGUGGCUUGGAGUGGAAGUGCUGCCUUCAGCUGAGGAAAGACACUGCUGAUCCUGUAACAUGGAGGAUUGUCUUCAUACCUCAUCUGAGAAUCUGUCCAAAUUGGUCAGCUGGGCCCACAGCCAUGGGACCAUUUGCAGCCUCAUUCCAAACCUGAAACACUUGCUUUCUGAAGGUUCCCAUGGGAACCUGACUGCUAUGUGGGGCUGUAGUGCCGGCCAUGCGUACCACUGGCCACUAACAGCUACUUGCAGAGCUGGGUCCCAAGAGAGGGUUUGUUUCCAGGACAACCGAAGUUUUAAUUCUGAUAGUCCCAGUAUAAUUGGGGUGCCUUCCGAGACACAGACUAGCCCUGUGGAAAGGUACCCCGGGAGACCUGUGAAGUCAAAGCUGGACUGUAACCGGACCAGAGACUCUUGUGACUUCUCUUACUGCAGUGAGCCCUCUGAACUGGAUGAAGCUGUUGAGGAGUAUGAAGAUGAGAACACGCUGUUUGACAUGGUUUGUGAGUCUUCUGUUACAGAUGAGGACAGUGACUUUGAACCCCAAACCCAGAGGCCUCAAAGCAUUGCUCGCAAAAGGCCAGGAAUAGUCCCAUCUUCCAUCCAUUCAAGUUCCCAGGGACAGAUGGUCGAUGAAUGCAGUAAUGAUGUCAUCAUCAAGAAAAUCAAGCAAGAGAUUCCAGAAGAUUAUUACAUUGUUGCAAAUGCAGAGCUGACUGGAGGAGUAGAUGGACCAGCCCUUUCAUUGACACAGAUGGCAAAACCCAAGCCCCAGACUCAUGCUGGUCCCUCCUGUAUAGGGUCUGCUAAACUGAUUCCCCAUGUAACAUCUGCCAUCAACACGGAAUUAGACCCACACAUUAUGUCAGCGUCCCCCUCUGUGAUCUCCAGACCAAUCAUCCCAAAGACUGCUAGGGUAUCUCUGGCUUCACCAAACAGAGGACCCCCUGGUGCCCAUGGCACUGCCCACCAGGUGACCAUGCAGAUGCCUGUGAGCACAUCACAUCCUAACAAACAGAUCAGCAUCCCUUUGUCUGCCCUGCAGCUGCCUGGACAGGAUGAGCAAGUUGCUUCGGAGGAGUUCCUGCCCCAUUUGCCUAGCCAGGUCUCAUCUUGUGAGGUAGCCCUUUCUCCCUCUGUUAACACAGAGCCUGAAGUGAGCUCCAGUCAACAGCAGCCCCCUGUUGCUCCAACCAUAACCACUGAAGCUACUGCACAAUGCAUUCCAGACCAGGAUGAAAGAGCAGCUGAGCUCAGCAGGGAGCAGAACGAGAAAACCAUCAGGAGCACACAGACUGCGCUCCGCAAUUUCCGGGAGUUCCUCAUCUCCAAGUACCCUUCCGAAACCAGAGAGAUCUAUGUCAUCCCUUGCAAGGAGCUAGAUGCCUACCUUGCCUCCUUCUUCGUGGAUGCUAGGCAGAAGGAUGGGUCUGAGUACGAACCCAACAGCUUGGCAAAUUACCAGUGUGGGCUGGAACGGUACCUGAAAGAGCACAGGUAUGGCUACAGCAUCACCAGGGAUAAGGAGUUCAAGCGUUCCCAGGAGGCCCUGAAACAGAAGCAGAUUGAGCUUCGCUGCAAAGGCAAGGGGAACAAGCCACACAAGUCCAUGAAGCUCACCUUUGCCGACGAGCUCAUCCUGCGGAAGAGGGGACUGUUGAGCAGGUACAACCCCGAGGGUCUGCUCAACCUUGUCUGGCUCAACAAUACAAAAGCUUUUGGCCACUGCACAGGCUUCCAUGGAUCCACCUUGAAAUGGGGUGAUAUUCGGCUCCGAGUCACAGAAACUGGGCUUGAGUACUUGGAAUGGAUGGGUCAGGACACUGGUGAUCUGAAUGCCAAAACCAAGAGAGGAGGAACAGACUCGCGAGUUUAUGCCACCCAGCAUGCCCCACAGACCUGCCCGGUGCAAGACUAUAAGGAGUAUGCCCAGCGGAGGCCUCCUGCUAUGCGCUAUGAGGACGCCCCCUUCUACUUGUCCAUCAAGCCAGUCGUGAACCUGGCAGCUCUUCACUGGUACAAUUGCCAGGCUCUUGGCAAGAACAAGCUAGCCAAGAUGGUGAAGACCAUGUGUGAGAAGGGCAACAUCCCUGGCAGGAAGACCAACUUCAGUGUCUAUCAGAGCUGUAGCACCUUGUCUGAGGCCCAGAGCAAUCAGCUGGUGCUUAUCUGUAACAACCUGAGCCAGCAGGCUGCUCAGUCUGUGGCUGGCCACUCCAGCAGCGGCAACUUCAUCGUCUCCUCCUAUGACUCCUCCUCAGACACGGCCUGACCAGGUGGCUCGUUCAAGACCUCACUUUGGCUUCUGUGUCCCAAGAAACCACCAUGUGUACUGCAUUGUGUCCCUUCCACCUGCCCUCACUGCUAACUUUAUAAAAUGCAAAUCUCUAUUUUUCUUUUUACAGAUAAGCCAAUGGCAAUAGUUUAGUAUUAUACUAACACAGUAUUUAUAGGCUUGAGACAAACAAGUGUGCUCGUGGGGGAUGACAUAUCAUUGCUGUUACAGACUUGCCAAAACCAUAGUGGUUCUCAGGCAACUGUAGAGAAAGAAUUCCGUUUAAAAAAACAAAUCAGAAAGGAAACCGAGAGUCAUUCAAGACACUGUGUUCUCAGCUCCUCCUCCUGCCUCACCUCCUGCUUUUAGUCUCCUUCAUAGAUGGAUUUAUUUUUUUAAUUUUUAAAGAUUACAUAUGAGUCAGGAGACAGCUUUACUGUCUGUGCAGUAUUGUUGAGCCAGAUCAGAACGUGGUGUCAUAAGCUCAACAUGAAGUUAUUUACAUAUAUUUUUAGUAUGGAGUUUUAGCUGUGCCUCAUUUUCACCAGAUAUGGAGAUCCCAAACACAUAAAGGUCUUUCUUUUGGUGAGGUGGGGUGUAGAAGAGGAAUAAAGGUGCCAUUCUCUUUUGGAGAUGUCUCAUUUAAAAAUAAUAUGCAAGGUCUUCUACUGGGGGGUGGGGUCGGGUGGAUAAAAGAUUGUUCCAUAGCUCGUUUUUUUAGUGCUGUGCUUGGACCUUAAUAGAAUGUUCUUUGUCCCUAAGUCAGUGGAAAUGAAUUUGAUCAUCAGAUUUACAAGAAAUCUAAAACUACCAAAAACUUUGAGGAUAUUUGAGUGAUAGAUUGUAUAUCAAGCACAAGAGAGAAGGUAGAGAAUAGAGGCCCCCACUAAAAAAGUCUGACGGGUUGGUAGAGCCAAGCUGCAGUAUCCUGUUACUAUGUCUAAGCAUUAAGUUCGGCUCUUUUCUCUAGUGGUUACUUGACUCUGAGCUUAAGAUCAAAGGAACAUUGACACCCAUUUUAAAUCACAAUAUUUUGUUACCAGGCUUAGCAGAAUUCAAAGCAUUCUUCAGUUUCUUCUCAGUAAAUAGAAAUGCGUUUAUCUGUGAUACUCUGUAGUUCAAAUAAUUUUAGUUUAACAUUUAUCAUGGUUUUUUUAGUCUUUGUUUUUAAGUCUUGAAGAUGUAUUAAAUGAUUAGUUAAGACGCUUCAAAAAUGUAGAUCAGAGCUACAGUGAGACUGAGCUGGGGUCCUCCCCACCCUGUACAACCGGUAAUGUGUAAGGACUGCAAACCAUCGUUGGUUUGUCACGUCUGAGCGCCCUGUUGGGGCAGGUGCUUAUUCUUCAAGUCAACCUUGUAACUCACAUUAGCUUGGAAGGUAGGUGGUAUUUUAUAUUAUGACAAAAAGACAGAUUUUGUAUUUGUUUUACUAAGUUGUCACAGAGCCAAGCUUCCCCAUGGCCAGGUCGCUCUUUGCAUCAAUAAGUAACAAGCACACAAGGGCUUCUAGGUUAUGGUCUCCUAGUGCAGAAGUAGCAGGUCUGCCUGGGGCACUGCUGGGUAGAAUAUCUCCAUGAACUUGUCCUUCCAAGAAAAGCAUUGGUAAGAAAAGGUGUGUCUAUUUCUCUACAAGUGUUGUCUAAGCCUUUUCAGCAACCUUAAGGAGAAAGUAAGUUAUCUUGAUUUUAGGAUGAAAUUGUGAUAAGUCGGUUAAAUGAAGAAGGAAUAGUCUGCUUUCUCACUCCUGAGCCUUUUCUGUUUGCCCUUUUCAGUGUGAGCUCCUUGUUGGUGAGCAGUGUCUUCCAUCCCUGUAGGCUGUCUGCUUUAACGGAAUGCUGGGCCAUGUGCCACAGCUGCAAACUGUCCUCUAACCCACCUCCCCGGUGCCUCCUCUUGUACACACAGGGCUUUCUCCCAGCUCCUCUGCAGAGCUUCCCCACUCCUCCUCCUCUGGAGCUGGUCUGUGAGCUCAUGACAAGUCCAUUAUAAGGGAGCUUUUUUGAAGGCCCUUUUUAUGUGGUAUACUUACCAUGUUUAAAGUUUCUAGAAAACUCUUAUCUAAGACAUAGUUUGUAAAUCAUGUUGUGUUGACAGCAGAGUAUUUGAGAAAGAAGGCCUGUGUCAGCAUUGAACUGAGAGAUCAGACAGCAGUGGUGAGUCCCUGCUGGUGUGUGCUCCGUACCGACAGGAAAACCUGCCCUGCUUCAUCCUACGUAUCACAUUUUCAUCCAGACAAUAUUACAUCAGUAAUGUGAAUUUUUUAUUUAUUUAUGUUUUGCUGUGAAAACUAACCAAAUAGGAACACUGUGAUAUUUAGAUUAAAACAACCUUUUGAAAAAAUGGCUUACUAGAAGAAGCAUAGACAGUUUAGAACUUCUUUAAUUAAAUUAUAAGAGUGUGACUACCUCUAAAUUCUUUG
This is a messenger RNA of Arvicanthis niloticus (Nile rat), 4736 nucleotides long. Its product is annotated as KIAA1958 ortholog. The record is from RefSeq and is a predicted model, not a curated record. Lineage: Eukaryota; Metazoa; Chordata; Mammalia; Rodentia; Muridae.